UCUGAAGCAUUGUUGGGUGUACAGGUGCUUCAAGAAAUGAAAAAAAAAAACAAAACAACUUUGUUUCCUUCACUCCUAAAUUAUAACCAGUUCUGAAAUAAUUGCUUGAAAUCCUUCCCAAGGUUCUGCUCUGUGCCAGAUGCUGCCAUGAUGUUAUCACCUGUGAACUCUGCCAGAUUUGAAUGCAGAGCCUCGAGUUCAUUGUCCAAGAGCAAAGGAUCCCUCUGAUGGGCAGCUGGCAGCAUUAGGCCCUUCAUCAAGAAGGGAUGAUAUGAAGUGCUGUUAAAUCCUCUGACACCGUGCCCUGGAUCCUCAUGGUUGUCCUCAUGAAUACUCCCGUGGAGAAUGUCCAUGAUCUUCUUUGCCUGCGUGGUGAGGGUGAGGGAUGGGCUUCCCCUCUCAGCCUCCACGGAUUUCCAUCUCAACCAGGACUUUCUGGAGUGCAGGAAGAGGCUGAAGGCUCUGUCCUCCAUCCUGGCGCGGUACCCCAGUCGGGGCACGGCCAGAGGACGUAACCUCAGCAUCCAUUUCCUUUCUUCUGGGGAUAUUGCCUGCAUGGCAAUCUGUUCCAGCAGCUACUCCACCAUCAUGGCCUUCUGCUUCCUGGAAGAGCUUCGCUGGGAAUUUGCUGCUUCCUACAACACAAGGAGCAUCAAUUCAGCUUCCAGACCAUAUGCUUUCAUUGAAUUUGAUAACACCAUUCAGAAGGUGAAGCAGCAUUUCAACAGCAGCCGUGGCUCCAGGGCCAAGGGCAGCUGGCAGAGGGUGGAGGAGGAGCUGAGGCUGCAGCCCCCGGUGCAGCUGCAGCUGGAGAACACGGAGCUGCUGAACGGGCUGAGCAAUGGAGGGCACGCAGGAGGCCAUGUGGAGGUUGCCCCUACUUACAGAAUGCAGCCUGUGACCCCCCUGGGGAUUCUGUCACUUGUUCUGAACAUCAUGUGUGGAGCUCUGAACCUCAUCCGAGGGGUUCACCUGGCAGAAUAUUCCUUCCAGGAGGACCAUGAAGGAAUUGGAAAUGUGAUAGCUUUUUUUCUACCUUUUCUAGCCUGUGUUUUUCAGUGUUACCUGUACCUCUUCUACAGCUCAGCCAGGAAGGUGAAGACUUUUGUGCUCCUUUUCUGUGUCUGUUCGUGCAACAUCUACUUGUAUGGACUGAGGAACCUCUGGCAAAUCUCCUUCCACAUAGGAGUGGCUUCUCUUUCCUCCUACCAGAUCCUGACAAGGCAGCUCCUGGAGAAGCAGCCUGACUGUGGUGUAUGAAAAAAAAACAAACAACAAACUUGGGGUUUGCUACUCUGUUUUUACAACUCUUUUUUUGUAUUCACCUGGCCAGAAAUAGCUCAGAGUGUUUUUUAAGCAUCCAUGGCAAUGGGUAUUGCAAGGAGAACAGCUCCAAGCAACUUGGGAUGAGCAGGAUCCUGUAAUUCUGUCCAGCACACAGCGAGGGGUGCAGCUCUGUUUCACAUGGUGGAGCUUGUCAUUGUCACCAGAGAUGGAAGUUCUUAUUUUCAGCAGGCUUUUCCUCCUUGGCUGCCACCAUCCAGACAGCAUUUUGUCAUUUGUCUCACUGGCUCUGGGACAGCUGGGCAGGUCAGUCUUGCCCUGCUGCUGCAAAUACUCCAAUUGUGUGGUAAAACAAGGGUAAAGUGAUGGGUAACAUUUCUGUCUCUAGAUUGUCCUGGUAAAUGUGAGUAAAGGGCUGUUUGCUGUAAUUAGUGUGGAAAAUGCUGAGGGUGAGCUUCAGGAUCAUUUCUCUAGGUUUGGAAGGACAGGGAAAGGCUGUGGCUCUUUCAUAAACCAUAAAAUCUAUAAAUAUCUUGGCUGAACAGCACAUUGCAGUUUAGUGUGUGCUCAUGGGUUAAUUGCAAAUAUGCUUGGGGCAGCAGAAAAUAAUCCAGGUGGGUGUAAGUGAUCUGUCAGCUCCUGUGGCCUUUGUUUCCUUGGCUAAGGUCGCUUUCAGGAUAAGGGCAAUUCCAUGUUUGCUUGGCCUGGAUGGAUAAUAAAUCUUCCAAGCCUAUUUAUGACAGGCCACUGACUCCUUCACCUUUUUUUAAUAAAAUGAGUAGCUGGUGAGUAGGAAGCCAUUUCCAGGAAUGGAAAGCAAGAGCAGGUUCUCUUUGUUCUGUAGAACACCUGUGGUUAAUGGUGGUGAAUUCUGACACUCAGAUCU
Messenger RNA from Zonotrichia leucophrys gambelii, 2170 nucleotides. RefSeq names its product SEC22 homolog C, vesicle trafficking protein (gene SEC22C). NCBI's taxonomy places the organism in Eukaryota, Metazoa, Chordata, Aves, Passeriformes, Passerellidae. Gene Ontology annotation, cellular component: membrane. The transcript is spliced from 9 exons. Bases 346 to 1260 code for a protein of 304 amino acids. Gene Ontology annotation, biological process: endoplasmic reticulum to Golgi vesicle-mediated transport. The record is from RefSeq and is a predicted model, not a curated record.